CAUCAAAUCAAUCUUCAUUGUGCAUCUAGGGGAUAUGAUCUUCUUGUUAUAGCCAUUAACCAACUCAACUGCUAACAAAAUAUUUCACUAAUACUCCUCCCCUUCACGAAAGCAGACUGACUUCUACUAACCAGACUUGGCAAAACAGUAGAUAACCUAUUAGCUAAAACUUUGGUAAUGCACUUGUAUAGAACAUUGCAGCACGAGAUAGGUCGGAAGAGCUUCAUGUAGUCUGCAUUCUCUACCUUCGGUAUUAAAGCUAGAAUAGUAGAGUUAAUUUCUUUUGGAAGAUGACCAGUGGCAAAGAAACUUCCCACUGCAGCACUCACUUCAUCCCCAAUUAUUCCCCAAGCAGUACUAUAAAAGUCCACAGAAAUAAUAACAGGCCCAGGGGCCUUAUUAAGACUCAUUCCAAACAUUGCUUCUCUAAUUUCUUCUUUUGUAACCUCUCUACAUAAGUUGGAAGCUGCAUCCCCUGAGAGUUGAUGGAAAACUAGAGACCUCAGUCCUUCUACAGAGCUUUCUUCCACUUCUUCAUUUUUCUUACCAAGCAAGUUUUGAUAGAACUCAACUGCAAGUUUACCUAUCUCUUCAAUAUCAGUUACCUCAGAACCAUCUUCCUUACGAAUCAUAGAGAUAUUUUUCCUAUGCUGCCUGAUCUUAAGAGAUUGAUGGAAAUAUCUCGUAUUAAGGUCCCCUACCAUGACAGCCUGCACUCGAGCUUUCUGUCUAUAACAUGCCUCCUCAGCUAAUUGAAGCUCUCUACAUAUCUGGCACAUUCUGACUCCUUUGCAAAUGAACUUGAAGCAGGAUUGGAGAGCAGUUAUCUGAGCAUCCUCAAGUUCCUUCUCAGCAGCUCUAGCUCUUAAUUGAAAUAUCAGAAAACAAUUCCUUAUUCAACUCCUUCAAUUUUCUUUUCAACAACCUUAACUUUUGACAAACCCUAUAGAAAGGGUAACCUGCUACAUAAGUACUCCACACUUCCUCUAAGAUCUCAUUGAACUUUGGGUGCUUCCCCCAAAAGGAGAAGUAUUUGAACGGUUUAGGCAAGUUUUUUUGAGCUGGAACUGAAUGAAGCAACAAGCCACAGUGAUCUGAAACUGUACCAGGGGUAGUGGUGCUAGCCAGCUAUUAGGAAACGAGGUUAACCAAUCAUUAUUGACAAAUUAUAGUACUCCACAGAAGCAUUAAAACCAGGUCCUUCAUCUGGGGCAAAUCUCAAGGUUUUUGGGCAUGGGGAAUCCACUCCAAUCACCACGCAGCACUUUCGUACCCGAAUUGAUCACCCAUUUUGGGUUUGUCCAGUUUUUCCACUUGAAGAGUCCUUCAUUGUCUCUUGUUUUGAUCAGAUCCAAGAUGUUAUCAAGGUGAACUGAUAGAUCUCUGAUGGGUUUUAUGUUCCUCUUGUGUUUCUGGAGUAUAAAGUUGUUGACUUCUGAUCCAAUCUCCAAAAACUGCUUCUUUGGCCUUUUGGUCAAUGGUUCAAACUUUACUUAGAUCUGGGUUUUGUUUGUUUUGACAAUAUAAUUCAAUCUUUGGUGGGGGAUGCUUUGUUUCAACAAUCUGUGUGUUCUUGCAGUCAUUCAUGGAUUGAUUCUGCAAUGAGAUUAUCACUAGGUCGUUUAAAACUUAAAAGUAGGUCAUUGCCUAGCAGUAGGGUUUACACUUGGUUCAGGUUUAUGAUUUAUCAGAUCUGGGUUUGACAUAGUAAUUUCAAUCUUUUGGGCUGCCUUUGUGUUAACAAUCUGUCUGUUCUUGAAAAUUUUGAUUCGUACUUCAAUGAAUAAUCCCUAAGGUUAGAAUAUAGUACGUCAUUUGUAUUGACAUAAGGCUUCCUAUGUUACAUGUUUCUUAUUAUUUAUCAGGGGAGAGGAUUAUAUUGGGAUGAUAUGUUAUUUUUGUAGACUCCAGAAAUCAAGAAGACUCUACUGCCACCCGAAAACCAGGAGCUGCAAUCUCUGGCUGCUUGUAGUAUUCAUGCUUAUGUAGUCAUGGAUAAACUGCAUAAGCAUGACUUCUGGCUGAAAUCAUCCGUGGAACCACGAUAGGUGUUAUGAGAUUCAAGUGGCUACUUGGUUCAAGACUCGUGUCCUGCGUUGCAGGCUUGCCAGCAAAUCUCCGUUUUGUGUUUUUCGGGGACAGGAAGUUAUUGGAUAGCUUUUGGGAGUGAACUCAAAGAGUGUUGAGGAUGUUUGAUGAGCGCAGAUGGCUCAUUUCAAGAUUCCACUUAACCCGAGGUAUAUCAUAGCUUACAACAAAAUAGGCUUGGCAUUCAUAACCAACAGAAGGCUAAACCUUUAUAUGCCCUUAGCAGAGAAAUUGCAUUUCUAAAGAGAGAAUCUCAGCUGAGAAGGAAACUGAGCUUAGAUUCUAAAGAACGAGAGCACUGCCUGGGGUCCUCAUCAUCAUGCAUUUUAUGGAGAAAGCUGUCAUAUGCUGCUAGUACAUUGCUGCAACAAAUCGCAUAUGUAAACCACCAAAUUAGGUUCAGUUUGCGUAUUUAUCAGAAGGGCCCAAAUGGGAAAAAUAAAAAGAAUCAGGGUUGAAAGGGGAAAAAACCACCAGUAGCAGCAGAUCAUAUAUAAGUGGCAUCAUCUCCUAUUGGGCGUUUAGGUUUCCCAUUUUGUUUCUUCUCCGCUCAAAAGGAAGCCGGGGUUCCGCCUACAAAAUUCUUUCCUGCUGUGGCACCUGACUGGACUCACUGUCCCCUUCCUCCACCAGGUACUUCCGUGUUUCCUUCAUCAGGCUUAAAACCUGCAUUUCUUUCUCAACACCCCUCUCUUCUAGUGUGUAAAGAGCCUCUUUAUAGUGAAGUAGACUUGAUUGAAUUAGAGGAAAAUAUGAAGCGUUGGGAGUCUAGAUCUCUGUUAACACUGUCACUACUUAGUAUUGGGUCUUCACUGAGUUUUGGUUUGAGGUCAUUGAGUAUUCCCAACAUAGGAGUGUUUGGGGGAGUGGAGGAUUGUCAACUGAGUUUUGUAAUUUUUAGAGGAGCCGACAGCCUCAACUACAUUGGAAUUAGGUCAUUCUGGAAUUGAAAUCUACAAGGGGCAAUGGGUUACAGAGGUGGCAAGGGCGUGCCCAUCAAGCUAGAGUUGAGUGUCAAUAAUGUUGUAGGGCUUGCUGAAGGAUCCAUUCUGGACUUGUGUUGUGGCAUUUGGAGGGUUUCAAGUUAUGUGGUGGGUUGGCCUGUACAAUGCUGUGUGGUGGUAUUGUGUGGUGCUUGUACGUUUUAAGCUUUGUGGAUGUCUCGUACAUUUUAGCAGGAGGUCAGAUUGGUGCAGAGCAUGAGAGGUUCCUGGAAGAAGCUCCUUGUUUAUUUUUGCCUAAUUUUCUUUGGUUGGGCAUACAGGUGUGUCCCUGCUUGUGUUUUAGAAGUGGCCCUGUCUGUGGCGUGGAUGUAUAUGUUAUGUUAUUUUCCCUACCUCUUUGAUUUCUGUGUGUUGUUUCUGGUGUCUGUUAAUUUUCUUGCCAAACUCUGUUUCUGAUGCUUUAUCGUGACAACUUCAAUUGUUCUUCUUGUGUGGCUUUAGAUGGAGUCCUCAUAGAUAAUAUGAAUCAAUCAAUUGAUGCUUCGUAGAUUAAGUGCAUGCUACCAUUAUUGACUAUCAGUUUUAGUGAUUGGCAGUACUUUUAUUUGAAAAUGGGGAAGGACAAAGGGCAGUCUUCAGGUAGGAAGAAGCUCAAGGACCCGUCAAUCAUCAAUUGGGCUACUGCAAAUAAUAAAACGAAAAAGAGUGUCUUUGAGACUGAAAUCAUAAGCCAAGGCGAUGAACCAAUUUGCUGGGCUGUUUCAACUUGUGCUGUACUUGAAGGAUGUUUCAAUAUAACUUUGGACGGUAGCAAGCAUCGGAUCAAGGCUUCGAUUCAAGAACUUUUAGAUUAUGCUAUAGAAAAAGAUGCAGACAAAAUUGCAUUGCAACCGGUGAGGUUGACCAAUGCAUGGCGACAGAUCGAUAGUCAUGGACUCUCCCAGUAUGAUGAUUAUGAUAAGUAUAAAGGCAAACCACAAUUAAGCUAUCAAAUGUCAGAAAAAGGAAAAGGAGUUCGCCUUGAGAUUGUUAGUUUUGAGGAGAUGGUACACAAUGACUAUAAAGGCGGUAGGAUAGUGAAAGUGAAAGAUCAUGACAUUGAGCAGUUGCUUCAUCAACACCCAGUUGUGGGAGGUUUAAAAGUUUACCCUUCCUUGAGGAAUUGGUCAGGGAGUAACAUCUACAUGGGGCCCACUCAAGAAGAGUUUGAUGCUUACAAAAACAUGUCACUGCUUCAGCAUUCAAUAGCUAUUGUCGGAUUUGGUAUCGACACAACCGGAGAAGAGGAUAUCGAAUAUUUCAUCAUUAGAAACUCCGAAGGAGAAGAAUGGGGCAAUGGUGGUUAUGGGAAGGUGAUCCGCAAUCACAAGAGUAUGCCCUCUGUAUUCGUGUGUUACUCAUACCCCAUAGUGGACCUUUCAAAUUUUCCUACUGAGGAAGAAGAGAUGUGAAGACAUAACAAUCUUGAAUUGGUACUUUUAGCUUUCCUAGUGGUCAUUGGAGAUACUUCUUUUAUCAUUUUGGCUCCUGACUGUAUUUGCUAUUUCAUCUUGGAAUUGGUACUUCAUCUAUCUUUCCUAGUGGUGACUGUUGACUGGAGAUACUUCUUUUCUCCCUCCCUCUUCUUUCGGUUUGUUGGCGGAAGCCACCCCUACUAGCAAUUUCCUGAAUGUUAUAUAAAUGAAUAUAUCUGUUGUUACUUUUGUUUAGUACUAUUAUUAAUUAGUGCUAAGUUAUGCUAGAAUUAUGAUAAGCCGAGAUGGUUUGGUUUUUGACUUAUUAUUAGUGUCGGUUAGCGGAAGGAACCCAAUCAGUCUGCAGCGUUAGAUGUGAUAUCCAAAUAACCAAUAGGAAGUACGGAGAUAAUUAUAACUGUAGUAAAAUGUGACCUUAUUCCUACAUUCAGGGUAAGCACCAAUUGAUGUCGAAAAAGUUAUUCUGCUAACAACAAUAUUUGUUAGCAGAUACUAAUAGGUCCGGAUUGGAGGUCACGUCGGCCCAGGUUUCAUCCAACGAAGGAGAAAGGCGUGCUUGUGGUGGCUCACUUAAGUGAGCUGGUGAUGGGCUUGCGAGGAGAAGCCGACCCAGCGUGCGGCGCGAAAAACGAGCCGAGAAAGUGGCUUUGUGGGCCCGCUUCAGUUAGUGCGGGAUUUUGGAGAGGAAUGAAAAGAGAGAACGAAAAUUGUGAGCUCACGUGGCCAUGUGAUAUUUAUGUAUGUUUGUUUGUGUGGAUAUUUUUUAUUUUCAGACGAUUAUAUUCUGUGUUGACUUUGCAUCAUUGUUGAACUAAACUAGUCUUCCUUCGCAAACCAAUAUCCAUCAUUAAAUUAAUGUUUACCAAACCCAAAAUUACCCAACCACCCGAAAGUGAAUAUUGUGUCUUCCAUCAAAUUUGUGAAGGACUGGAAUAUUGUGUCUUCAUCAAAUUAAACACACUAUCAAGUCCUAACACAUAAGGCUUGAAACCUUAGUUAGGGCUGCCCGCCGAGGGCCCAUGGGUCGAAGGCCCAUUAAAUAAUAAUAGGUUUUAUGG
This is a messenger RNA of Linum trigynum, 5565 nucleotides long. The record is from the annotation of a GenBank genome assembly. NCBI's taxonomy places the organism in Eukaryota, Viridiplantae, Streptophyta, Magnoliopsida, Malpighiales, Linaceae.